Molecule: messenger RNA, 390 nt
Organism: Microthlaspi erraticum
Lineage: Eukaryota; Viridiplantae; Streptophyta; Magnoliopsida; Brassicales; Brassicaceae
Source: the annotation of a GenBank genome assembly
AUGGUGAACCCGAGGGAUAACACCACCAGUCCUUCCCUCGAGGGAAUAAACCCUGGUGACGAGUACGAACCAGCAACGGUGGACAAGCCAUUGCACACCGAAGACAGAGACCGAUCUGUCCCACCAAAGAGUCGAUCCGCCUCACCAAAGGGCCGAUCUACUUCACCGAGUAAGAGCGAGAGCCCGCCUCCUCCUCCUACAAGAAGCCGUCGUACGAAGAAAUCAUCUUCAAACGCCAAGUUUCUCCGACGCCGUGAGGACGGUCGUGAGACCAUAAGCCGAGAGCUUCGACUCAAUGCAAGACAAGCAGAAGAAGACCCAGGAGCAGCUCGACGCCGUGAUCCGAGAAGACGACGAGGAACCGUUGGAUCUCGCUGCCGCGAUGACUAA